Panicum virgatum (switchgrass) is the source of this 1793-nucleotide messenger RNA. RefSeq lists its product as uncharacterized. The coding region runs from base 451 to 1467 and encodes 338 amino acids. Gene Ontology annotation, cellular component: SAGA complex. The transcript is spliced from 13 exons. The record is from RefSeq and is a predicted model, not a curated record. NCBI's taxonomy places the organism in Eukaryota, Viridiplantae, Streptophyta, Magnoliopsida, Poales, Poaceae.
GUUCGGGGUCGCGUGUCGGACCGGCCGGUCCGGCGGCUACAAGAACCGGGCGAGCCCGAGGCCCGGUCCCCAAAUCUGCAACGCUUGGCGCUCGCUCGGCAUCGCCCUCCGCUCGCCCCCGCCCGAUCGCCGCGUCCCCUCGCCGCCGGUGAUCGCCAGGGAGCCGCCGCGGCGCCGCUCCGGUGGUUCCGGCCCCCACCUCGGCGUCCACCCCUCCUCCCGCGUCCCGCCCGGCGGCCUCGUACCCUCCCGCGCGGGGGGUCCCUCUCGCCGCGGAAUUUGGCAUGUGACGCGGGGCGGCGAGGACGAGGAGGCGCCGCCGGCGGGGGCGGAUGCGGAUGCGGCGGCGGCGCGGGGUUGAUUGAUUGGAAUUCGAGAUUGAUUCUUACCGAUUUUUUUCGAGGGAAGCGCGUGCUUCAGGAAUUCGGUUGCUCCAGGUUGCAUUUCAAAAUGGUUUGCAUGCCGGGGCAUUUUAAAAUGGCUUCUGUGCUGAAGCUUGUAAUGAUGGAAAAUCACACAGCACCAGAUGAUGUGAUCCAUGAGAUGAAUGCUGCACAGGUCCUGCAAAAGCAACUGUUUGAUGCACACGAACCAAAUUUACUGGAUGAAAACGAUAUGCAUAUAUUUGGAUCAAAACCUAUGGCUGAUCCUUUGGACCUGGUCUGCUGUAGUACUUGCAAGAAGCCAGUCAAGGCUAGCCAAUAUGCAGUUCAUACAGAGCGAUGUAGUUCAGGGAAGGUAAAUACAAAUGACGCAAUGGGUAUUGAUCAUGCCAGUCCUACAAAGCCCCCAAAGAAGGGCAGAAAAAUAAAAGUGAUAAGUAAUGGAAAUCAAAAGGUACACAUAAAAGUGAAAGCAAAAUCUCAACCUGAAAGCAAGAACGGUGCCAAUACUUUCGAGUUGGACAAUGGGCAUGUCAGUAAACUACAACCUAUAAGUUCCACAGGGCUGAAGACAUUGGUUCAUAAUGCAUCUGCUAUCAAUGUGCCUAAAAGUCACCUCAAAGAUGCACCAGUUCCUCUUGCAACAAAAAUGUAUCAUUCACAGGGCAACUACCGUCUUCGAUUGGAGCUUGGUCAGCUUUAUCGCGAAUCAUGUGUGGAGCAUUUGAGCAGCCACACAACUCCAAACUUGUCACAGCAGAAUGGAUUGGUGUCACAGUUUCCACCAUGUGGCAAGUCAGCAUUACUUGGUUCUCAGAAGAACCUUGUUCCUCAGACACAGCUUCUUGCAAGCACAUCUGAACUGUGCUCAGGAAUUCCUCAGCAAUUAUCAGCAAGCAGGCCUAACCACUCACUAGUAACAAAAACUGAGAGAGCAGAUACACAAGCAUCUGCAUUUAGCAAUGAAGGUUCACGAUCUAGAUGCAACAAAGCUGCUGUUCCCCAUUCGAGAAACAAAGGAAGCAAGAAGGCGCAGCAGCAACCUAAUGGACGUGUUCAUGUGAUCAAGUCCUCAGUAGAGUAACCCAUUGAUAGCUUAUGCUGAUUGAUUUGCAGGUAAUUUAUUGGUCUAGUGGUAGUAUCACUAAUGAACAGUCUCUUUGUUCCUUUUCAAAUGAAAUUGGUUAUCAUCAGGAUUGUUUUGGAUUGGAUGGUCUGGAUUCGGGAUCAUUUUGGUUCGUCGGUUCUUGGUACAAGAAGCUAACUAACUCUAGUUCUAGCACUGAUGAUGGAAUUACCUGUAAAUAUGGCCUCAAAGGCCUUCUCUUCUCCGUGCCGCCCUUGCUACAGAAGAUUGUGAACCUGAUGAACAUUUCAAUAUAACCCUUUCCUCACCGAAUUUGAGUUUGA